AUGCCGUCCGAAACUACCUACGCCGAUGACUUCCAGCAGCGGUCGUCCGGCGCUAUGUUAGCGAUGCCGUACCCUCCUCUUCCCGCGUCGCCCACCCUCACGAAUCCUGACAUGAUUUUACCCGAGUACGAACGCUCAUCGUCGCCCGACCGCUCUCAAUCCCCUCUGCAUAUGUGGAAGGCCCCCCUUACUCUCGCCGACAUGCAGUACCACAUGCCUCUCCAAAAUGCUUUCCCCGCAGGACCCAUCACCCCUACUACUCCCAUCAUCUAUGGCAAUGGCACCAUGCUAUCGGAUAUUGGCGAGGUCACCGAGGUAGAGAGCACCGUUGGUGGAAACUCACGCCCGGCGUCUCCCAUUCCCUUUCGCGCCCGUAGCUACAACAACAGCGGCAGCGAUGCUGCCCUGCGAUCCUCGCCCACCAUGGGCGCCGGCGUCGUUACCGCCCCAACAGCGAAACAACGGCGCAAGAAUGUUCCGCGCGAACGGAGCAACUCGAUCGAGUCCACGAGUACUGUGACAACGUCUGAUAGGCCUGCGUUGUUUGCCGACUUUGACGAUGCCGUGAGCGUCGGCGACAGCAACUUCCAGGGAGAUGAUGAAGAGAGUGUGGCAGAGUCGCUUGCAGAUGACGCGUCUGUCCAAUCCACCCGUUUGCAGUCUGGAGGCAAUGGCAGUGGACUAAACGAAGAGAACAGAUAUUCAACGAGUUCGAUAGGCCGACGUGCCGAGCUCAUCCUCGCCAACGCAAAGCGGAGGCUGACGACCAUGGAAGGAAAUCUAUCGAGAGCCCGCAGCUCCCUUUAUAUCAACUCGACUCUCGAAUCCGACGGAUCAUUAUCAGCCCCCUCUCCCCCCUUUGCCAGCCCCCUCGGUGCAUCGAGCGAACCAAACUCGGUACCGUUGAAAGUAGGUCAUUCGAGAAUGCCGAGCGACAACCUGAUACAGACCGAUACGAACACCAGCCCACCGAGCGCUUACCCGCGAAGGUCUGCUAGCGCUCUGGGCGCAGCCGGGGGCUACCGCCAACCCCUCAACGGCUCCAAAAGCCUCGACACUCUGAAACUGGGGCUGGCUCGAUCGGUGCAUGGGGCACCCCAUAAUCAAACAGAUAAUAGCCUUGAGACACUGAGCGAAGAUGAGUCUGGCAGUGAGUCAAAAUCAAGGAGGACCAGUGCGCACCUGGACGGUUUCCUCAGCCCAACCUUUGGCCAUCAUCCGGAUCUACCAGGUUCACGUCCUGGCUCUGCCGCUCAGAUGCGAGAACUGAAGGAGCAGAUGAUAGGGCUGAAGGGCAAGAUUUCGACGCUUCGUGAACAGGCCAGGGCCGAUAGUUUGAAGCGCCGAAGCCUCCAGAGUCUCCGCACUCCCAGCCCAUUUACCCAUGCUCGGAUCGAGCAGUGGUAUGCUGAACCUCAGAAGCACUCCUCGGACAAUACUGACACCACUGAGAGGAGUCCGUGGAACGGUGAGGUUUCCAGUGUUGAUAACGGCGAAGCUGGUAAAAUUCUCAACGGAGAAAAUGCCCACGAUCCGGUUUCAGCUGCAGAUAAACCGUCAUCACCUCCUCGCGAGUAUGAAGUACCCCCCGAGGAGGCUAAGAUUGAGAUUUCUCCAAUGGACUCAGUCUCCAUCAGCCAUGCCGACCCUCCAUCGCAUGAGGACCCAGCGGUGGAUGGCGAAGGGUCCGACGAUAUCGAUGAUAUGUGCACUGAAGACGGAAUAGAGCCCAUCGACGACGACGACGAGCCUUUUCGGCGUUCCAUUAGCGGAUACACCAGUGAAAGCGGAGACUCCCUUUAUCAUGAUGCUUAUCAAACCCCGCUCUCUCACGAAGAUAGAGAGGACGCAUUCGAUUACGAGCACUUCUUUUUGCAUAGCGCCAUGGGGACCAUCAGUCAGCAGCAAUUCCAGCGGCGAGGAAGCGUCGGUUCUGACGACUCAGUCGAAACCACCAAAGGGCCCAUCUCGACAGUUAACGAGCAGGAGGUGCGGCCUCGUCACCAUACUAGAAGGGGAAGUGGCGAUACGACCUCGACCACGGACACAUUUGCAACUGCCGAUGAAGGCAAGAAGAGCCCAGUCACCACUGCUGCUGAGGCGCCCGCUGGUGUCGAGGAAUCCAAUUCAUCAGCGUCGGGCGAACCGGAACCGGAGCUGGAACCGGAGAACUCGUCAUCCUUUGGUUCCACGAAUUAUGAUGAUUAUAUAAAUGGCGUCCGGGCUCGGCGGCGGCAUAACUCCGUUAUCUACCGACCCACUAGGACUAGCCUCCAUCGCCCAUCAGUGUCUUCCUUCGAAUCGACUGGUACAAAUAGGAGCUUCCCACUUGUCAAUGUCAACAGCAAGGUGAAGAUGAAUGGUGGCAUCCUGACCCCACAAGGUUCCCCCGACCAGGAAUUAAAGAGCAUCUCAGACACGCUCAUGAACGAGACGACGAGCAUCUUCAGUAAAGAAGGCAUUGAGGGUGGAAGUACCUCUCCAAUCCAAUCGCUACCCAGAGAAGAUCAACUCCUCGUCCAGCGCCUAGUCGCUAGCCUAGGGCGGUGUGUUCUCGGUUUGAGCGAGCACGACCAAGGAUCGCCGCAGCAUAUGAUGAUGAAGAGAAGGCUGAAUGAAGCAAGACUGAUUCUUGAGGGUGGAGGUUCAACCGCGGAGGAGUAA
Scedosporium apiospermum is the source of this 2664-nucleotide messenger RNA. RefSeq lists its product as uncharacterized. The record is from RefSeq and is a predicted model, not a curated record. The transcript is spliced from 2 exons. The coding region runs from base 1 to 2664 and encodes 887 amino acids. Lineage: Eukaryota; Fungi; Ascomycota; Sordariomycetes; Microascales; Microascaceae.